This is a messenger RNA of Ipomoea nil (Japanese morning glory), 1625 nucleotides long. Its product is annotated as cytochrome b561 and DOMON domain-containing protein At3g61750-like. The transcript has 3 exons. The coding region runs from base 347 to 1507 and encodes 386 amino acids. Lineage: Eukaryota; Viridiplantae; Streptophyta; Magnoliopsida; Solanales; Convolvulaceae. The record is from RefSeq and is a predicted model, not a curated record.
CGUUGAAAAUUCACACACCUAUUUAACAUCGAACCUUUGUACGACAAAAUUUUCAUUUCAAUCAGAGAAUGCUAACCUUCAAACUAUAUGCCAUUUACCAAUUUUUAAGCAACGCCUCACUUUUCAGAAACUCAAAUUUUUGAAGCCCAUUUCAGGGGAAUUCAAAAUUUCAUGGUUGAAUGGUGAAGGGUGAUAUGAUCAUCCAUCACCUUAAACCCUUCUCUUCCUCAUCUCCCUCACCCAAGAAAAAGGUGUGAGAAGAAGAUAAGCCCCAGUUUCUUUUUCUUGUUUUUUUUUUUUUUUUUUUUUUUUUUGGUUUCCUUCAUAUAUAGAGUCCAUAUAUAGAAUGGGUGCAAAUUUGAGCUUCCCAGAAUGGCAGUCUAUGUCAAGCUUGGUGGCUUUCUUUCUUGUAAUAUACUUGAUUGGAUUUGGGAUAGAAAACGUUGUUGCAGAAGAUCAGCAGCAUUGCAGGAUCAAUAAUAUUACCGCAAUCCUUCCUCCUCCCUAUGGAAACAUGAGAAACAUGAUUUGUCAGAAUGUUUGGGAUAGCUUCACGAUACGGUUCUCCCAGUCAAAAGACUAUGUUGUUACAAUUGUAUUAUCAGCUACAUACACAACUGGAUGGGUAGGAAUGGGAUUUUCCAGCGAUGGAAUGAUGAUUAACUCUAGCUGCAUGGUUGGAUGGAUACCCCCAGCAGGUGGUAAGGGACAAAUCCUUCAGUACCAUGUAGAGGGAACGAUGCCCUCCGAGAUAAAACCCAACAAAGGUGAAUUGCCAUUGACAAAAACCCCACCCCUUGCUGUGCUCCAAAAUGGCACAAUAUACUUAGCCUUUCAAUUGGAAUACCCAACCCCUCUAGGACCCCAGCCAGUGGUUCUUGCAUAUUCCUCUGAAUAUCCCCACCAGGAUCUCCUCCUAACUCACCAUGACGACAAAACCAGCAUCAUUUUCGAUUUCUCGACAUCCAAGGCGGCUGCAUCGGCUAGCAUCAAAAGAAUGAAGAUGAUUCAUGGGAUAGUGGGGAUAUUGGGGUGGGGGUUUUUCCUCCCUUGUGGAGCAAUGGUUGCUAGAUACCUUAAGAAUCAUAAUCCGUUAUGGUUUUACCUGCAUAUAUGUUGUCAGGUCACAGGAUUCUUGUUGGGAUUUGUUACUGUGAUUGUAGGACUGCAACUCUAUAACCAGCUGGAUUGCGAUUUCCCAACGCACAAGGGCAUUGGCAUUCUUCUCCUUGUCCUAAGCAUUCUCCAGAUGUUCGCACUUUUCCUACGUCCCGAUGAAGACAGUCCCUACCGAAAGUACUGGAAAUGGUAUCAUUCAUGGGUUGGAAGGACUGCUCUCUUCUUUGGAGCUUUGAACAUAGUUUUGGGGAUGCAUUUUGCAGAAGCAGGAAGUACAUGGAAGACCAGUUAUGGAGUCAUUGUUGGUUUGACCAUAUUGACAUGUAUUGUUUUGGAAGUAUUUGUAGAGCAGAAGUUAAAUGAUCUGCCACCCCCUGCCACUUCCUGAUGAUCAAUUUAAUUAUUUACAUGAAGUUUAAUUUACUGAAACAAUAUUAGACUGCUUGUGUAGCCCAGAUGAAUCUACCAUAACAGCAAACAGUUUUAAUAAAAACCCUAAAAAUUCU